AUGAUUCCUAUCUUUCGCCAGUCAGCAAGACCGUUGGUGAGCGUUCGCGCAAGAACCCUUGUCGGACGGCGCGCCGCAUUGGCCGCCACGGGGGUGCGUUUCAACAGCACAGAGACACCAGAGCCGAAAUUCGACACCUCGCUAGGUUUUGACGCAGAGACAGUGUCGAAUGUGUCGAACGUGCUUACCUCUGAUCAGUGGGGGUACAUGAAAAGUGUCGGGCUGAGCGACGGCUGGUGGCCCUCCGACCUGAUACAGACCACUCUCGAGGCGGUGCACGUGACCACGGGUCUGCCCUGGUGGGCCACCAUCGCCGCCACAACGCUGGGCAUUAGGUUCGCUUUGCUGCCGCUUUUCAUGGCCUCGUCGGACGCCAUGGCGCGUUCUCAGGCUGCCGCGCCAGAGACAAAGGUGUUGCGCAAAGAACUGAACAGCGCAAUGGCCAGAGGAGACCGCAUGACGCAGCAGCUGAAAAUGCAGGAAAUUAAAAAACUGAAUAAGAAGUACGGUGUCAAGUACUCGAGAAUGUUUCUUUCGCCGGGAAUCCAGCUUACGUACGGUAUUGGCUCGUUCUUUGGUAUCAGGGAAAUGGCCAACCUGCCCGUGCAAGGCUUUGACAACCAGGGUUUGUACUGGUUCAACGACCUGACUGCUCCAGAUCCCUACAUUGGGUUGCAGUUGAUUUCUGCCUGUCUGUAUGCUGUCUCGUUCAGAUUUGGCGGCGAGACGGCAGUCAGCCAGUUUGGUGCUAAAACCCAGAAGGCCUUCAUGGCAUUGCCGUUCCUGUCCAUUGUCUUCACCUGGAACAUGUCUGCGGCCGUGCUGGUGUAUUUCACGGCCAACGGCCUGUUUUCAAUCAUACAGGCCCGUCUUCUGAGGUCUGCCAAGUUCAGAAAAAUGUGUGGCAUGUACCCGAUGCAGAAACCGGCCAAGGACAGCAAAGGUCUGGUGGAGAACUUCUCGGAAACCUGGAAGGAGAUGCAAGAGAACACAGAGGUGAGAGAAAAGGCCGAUGAGAAGGCCAGAAAUGCUGCGCUACGCCAGAUGGUGAAGGCAAAGUCCCAAAGAGCUAUCAUUGAGCAACGUGAUAAAUAAAUAGUAUAUAGUAAGUCCUGUAAAUGGACGUCAUAGACCGUGUUACGAAUCGCCUUUCAGCACCUCUGAGAUCUCAGGCUCGCUCAGACUCGUCAGCUCCUUGCGAAUCUCUCUGCCAUUGGCCACACGCAUAACCACCGCAGGCGACACGUUCGAGCACUCUCGGAUCAGUAUAGGGACGUCCGGAUUGGCAUUUUUGAUCGUCUUGUACUGUUUGACGAGAAACGAGCUAGGUGUUAGGACAGAAAGUCGCAACUUACCGUAAUGGACGACUCGUUUCCCCCGUCUGCGACAGAAUAAAGCGCAGCUCCUUGACUCCCUUGGAUAAAGACAUGCCCAAUUUAGUGUGCUACUCCACUUUUUAUCCAAUACGGCUGCUGACGUAAGCCGCUUUCCCAGGGUUGCCGUUUCACUUGCACCGGGCUAGCGAGCCCUAGGGCGGCCACUGUCUGCUGGUCGUUAGCGAGAUGUUCCGUGUCGUGUCCGAGCUGGGCGUACAGCUGAAACUCGAGCACGCUGAGCCCGAGUUUCCGCGAGAUCUUUCCACGCAGCUUUCCUACCGUUGCAGAGGAGAACAGCGUAGCAGAGAAGCGAGAAUCAUUGAACACCACUUCGACGCGCGUGGGUGUGGGCAGAUGACGAGCCGGGGUGCUUUCCUCCGGGGGAAGGCCAUGUUUUGCACAUAAACUCAUCCACAGUGGCUGCGGACAUUUCCACUCCUUGGACCUGACCUUGCUGAUGAAGUAGAGCUCAAAGUUGUCACGGUGUUUGGUGGUAUACACUGUUCCGUCAAGUUUUACGAGAGACGGAAUUCUUGCAAAAAUCUGGCUCAUUGCAGAGUCGUAGUCGAUAGAGUCGAGCAGGGGGGUGUUCAAUAUUCUGAGAGAGGUGAGGCUGCGUAGCUGUGCCAGAUUGUCAAUUUCUGACCACUCAGAAACCGCUGUAUUGCAAAGGUCUAGUUCCUCAAUUAUCUGGAGGGAGCUGUCGGUGAGAGAGGGGAUGUGGAGGUCGUUGUAUGAGAGGUUGAGUCGUUUGGCUCGCGGCGCGUCGGUGAGCAACGCAAAGCUGUUAUCUGACAGAUCGAGCAAUUCCAGCCUGCAUACCUCUAUGUGACUCAGGUUAUUUGAAGCGACAUGGAGAUGUUGCAGUCUCGGAAAGCAGGAGAGCAGUUUGGGGGUGUAUUCACAAUUUCCAAGGUCGCAAGCGGAAAGAUGCAGCGUAUGUACCGACAAACACGGCUCACAGCUCUGGAAUCGCGUCCAGCGGUUUCCGUUUGCCUUGAGAGUAUGCAGAUUCGGGAGCUGGAGCACGAUUUGCAUCAGAUUGGGCCAAUCCAGUAAAUUGAAGCCCAGAUCGAGCACCUGCAAGUUGUGGAGCGAAGAGUCGAUCGGAGACGAAACCGCCACGUUCAGUCGCUCGAGCGUAACUGUCUCGAGGUUCCGGAAGUCUGCUUGUAGUCGACUCAGCUUCUCGAACCCGUAGCUCUCGACCUUUUUUGUGCCGAUGGUGAGAUCGAAAUGGUCGAUCAGAGACGCAGAUUCGUUGGCAAGUGACUCAUCGCUCGCGUACCGGUACACCAUUGCGUCCAUGAAUGACCGCCUGGGCUGCAGCUUCGAGAGCUUGACAAAACUGGCCGACUUCGCUCCGUGCAGUGUGCUGAAAUAGCGCGUCCCGUUGAUUGAGCCGUCGUUCUUGCCGCGUUCGGGAACGUCCCACUCGAUGCCGAUGGCGGUCUCGUUGGGCCAGUUCGGGAUCUCGCCCACAAAGCGCACCGUGGCC
This is a messenger RNA of Ogataea polymorpha, 2874 nucleotides long. RefSeq lists its product as uncharacterized. The record is from RefSeq and is a predicted model, not a curated record. Bases 1 to 1095 code for a protein of 364 amino acids. Gene Ontology annotation, biological process: mitochondrial respiratory chain complex IV assembly; protein insertion into mitochondrial inner membrane from matrix. The transcript has a single exon. NCBI's taxonomy places the organism in Eukaryota, Fungi, Ascomycota, Pichiomycetes, Pichiales, Pichiaceae. Gene Ontology annotation, cellular component: mitochondrial inner membrane. Gene Ontology annotation, molecular function: membrane insertase activity.